CACCAAUCAGAAAAAUCGAUGAAAAAACGUGUUGAGAAGUAGCCAAUCGGCGCUCGAUCUGGGUUGGUGGGCGGGGUUUCCCGCAAACACAAUAAGCGGUGCUCGGCGGAAGAAGACGCUGCCCGGGCUGUUAUCCCGCAUCGCCGUUAGUGGGAGGGAGCUGAGCUCUGCGGUCGUCCGCGGCUUUCGGCUGUGACGAAGCGGGCCUGUGUGGCUUCGGGCCAAGCCGGACGCGCAGCUCAGCCUCAGCGCUUCCUAUAUGGGCGCCUAGGCUACGCUGCGGCUGCGAAGCUGAAGCUGAAGAAAAGAUGAGCUCUGCGCUGAGGCUGAGGCGCUGCCUGUUCGCGCUGCUCGCGCCGCCGCUGCUGCUGCUGGCGCUGGGCGGGAAUCUCGAGGACUUCGCCGCGGAGGAGCGAGGCGGCGGCGGCGGCGGCGGCGGUGGCGCGGUGCGGACCUGGCGGCUGGUGCAGCGGCCGGUGGAGCGGCUGCAGCGCGUCCGCGGCGCGCCGUCCGCCGUGCACGACGAGCACCGCGUCCGCCGCCGGAGGAGGAGCGCCGAGCGGGACGGAGAGCAGUGCGCGGGACUGCGGGGGUUCGAGGCCGCGCUCGCCAACAACACGCACAGCUACGUGUUCGAUGCCCUGAGUGGUUCUGUGUCGCUGGCCUGGGUAGGAGAUGGCACUGGGGUGGUUCUGGCACUGACAACAUUUCAGGUGCCGCUCUUCAUGAUGAAGUUCGGCCAGUCCAAGCUGUACCGAAGUGACAACUAUGGGAAGUCCUUCAGGGAUGUGACACAUCUCAUCAACAACACCUUCAUCCUCACUGAGUUUGGCAUCGCCACCGGCCCACAGAAUUCUGGGAAGGUGAUCCUCACGAGCGACGUGUCAGGGAAGCAGCGAGCGCGCAUCUUCCACUCGGUGGACUUCGGCAACAGCUUCUCGCACUCGGACCUGCCCUUCCAGCCACUGGCGCAGAUGGCCUACAACCCGCAGGAUGCCAACGUGUUGCUGGUCAUCAGCGUCGAGAAUGAUCUGUGGAUCUCGGAGGACUUUGCCGCAAAUUGGAGGAAGAUCCACGAGAGGGUGUGCCAGGCGAAAUGGGGCUCAGGCAACACCGUGUUCUUCACGGCAAACGUGAAUGGAUCCUGUAGUGACCGUGGGCGGCUGGAGCUCAAGAAGACGACCGAUUACGGGAGAACCAUCAAAACGAUUGGCACCAGGAUCUUCUCUUUUGGCCUGGGGGGGCGAUUCAUCUUUGCCUCGAUCAUGACUGCGGAGGGCACCACGCGUGUCAUCCAUGUCUCAGUGGACCAGGGAGAUAUGUGGAACAUGGCCCAGCUCCCAGCCGUCGGACACGAGCAGUUCUACUCUAUCCUGGCCGCGAACGACGACAUGGUCUUCAUGCACGUGGAUGAGCCAGGAGACACCGGGUUCGGCACCAUCUACGUGUCGGACGACCGCGGCACGGUCUACUCCAAGUCGCUGGAGCGCCACCUGUACACCACCACGGGGGGCUACACGGACUUCACCAAUGUGACUUCGCUUCGCGGUGUCUACAUGACCAGUGUGCUGGCCGAGGACAACUCGGUCCAGACAGUGGUUACCUUUGACCAGGGGGGCGAGUGGAGGCCGCUGCAGAAGCCCUGGAACAGCCAGUGUGACUCCACUGCCAAGAACAAGGAUGUGUGCAGCCUCCAUAUCCACGCCUCCUACAGCAUGGCCAUGAAGCUCAACGUGCCCAUGCUGCCACUGACCGAGCCCAAUGCUGUGGGACUCAUCCUGGCACAUGGGAGCGUGGGCGAUGGAAUCUCAGUGAUGUCUCCCGACGUGUACGUGUCGGAUGAUGGGGGCUACUCCUGGCUGCGGGCCCUUGAGGGCCCCCACCAUUACGCCAUCCUGGACUCUGGGGGCCUGCUGGUGGCCGUUGAACAGACUCUCUCCCAGCCUAUCCACCAGAUCAAGUUCUCCACAGAUGAGGGACAGUGCUGGCAUGUCUACAACUUCACACGCGACCCCAUCUACUUCACGGGUCUGGCCUCCGAACCUGGGGCUCGCUCUAUGAACCUCAGCAUCUGGGGCUACCGGGAGUCUCUGCUGAACCAGUACUGGGUCUCCAUCACCAUCGACUUUAGCCGGAUCUUCAGCCGCGACUGUGACGAAAAGGACUACGUGCAGUGGCUGGCGCACUCUGAUGACCUCAGCAGUCCGGACAAUGGCUGCAUGCUGGGAUACAAAGAGGAGUUCCUGCGGCUGCGCAAGGACUCGGUGUGCCUGAAUGGGCGCGACUAUGUCAUCGACAAGCAGCCGACACCCUGCCUCUGUACCCUCGACGACUUCCUGUGCGAUUUUGGUUACUACCGGCAGGAGAACAGUUCGGAGUGCAUGGAGCAGCAGGACCUGAAGGGCCACAUCCUGGAGUUCUGCCUGCACGGCCGAAAGGAGCAGCUGCAGACGACAGGUUACCGGAAAAUUCCUGGAGAUAAGUGCGAGUCCGGCAUAGUCCCGGAACGGAAAGUGAUAGACCUCAGCACCAAGUGCGUCAGUAAUCUGCUGGAGCCGGAGCCGCUGGCGAGCUCCUCGAGCUCAGCCACCAUCGUGGUGGCCGUCGUCCUCGUCCUCCUAGUCAGCGCUGUCGCUGGAGUGCUUUUCGUCAAGAAGUACGUCUGUGGCGGGAGGUUCCUGGUGCACCGGUACUCAGUCCUGCGGCAGCACGCCGAGGCUGGGGGCACUGACGCUCCGGAUGAGUUGGACAACCAGGUGGCCACACCCACAAAGAAUGACUAUCACGACGACUCAGAUGAGGAUCUCCUGGAGUAAGAGCAGCAAGUCGGAGGCCACCGUCGCCCCUGGAGAGACGAGUCAACGUGUUCUCCUCAUCUCCAUGGCCACAGCCCCCUGCUGCUCUGUUUGCUGAUCCCCUUCAGACUCUCCUUCUGUCGGUUUGUUCCACCUCCCCCAUGCUCCUUCUGUUGGCCUCUUGGCCCCGCCCCCUUGUGCUCCCUCUUAGCUCCGCCCCUGGUGUGCUGUAGCGGCUUGACCAGUGGGGGUGAACAUGAGCUCUCACUCGAUCCAGCACGUCCAAGGAUUUGGUGUGAGAACCUUCUGCCUGCUCGCUCCCGUCUUCCUGGAGAACCUCCUUCCCUCUCGACACACGGCUCUCCGAAGUGCAGAUGGAGACGUGGUGGGACGUUGGGUCAGAGCCGUGCGCCGCUUGGAGAGACUUUGACUGAAGCGCUAUGUGCUGCGGAAUUCAAUAAGGCAAAACCACAGGAUCUCCGCAGCAGUCUGAGGACCUGAAACAGGAUGGUUAAGGUUAUCUGUGGUAAUCCGUCCUGGAAGUGUUUGAGUGGACCUGCAUUUUUGGUUUGUAGUUUACCUUUAGAGAUCGAAAUUUUUUACUUUCUUUUGUGAGUAAGGUUUGUUUUUCCCUGUCUGCUCUCAAUAUCUCAGCACUCCACACUAACUUGGUUAUUAGCAGGUGCGGGGCUCAACUGAGGACAUGAAUGUUGACAACGUCCACAUGUAUAAAGCAAUAUGAAAAGUAGACGCAAUACAUUAAUAGCCCACCAGAUACGUAGAUCAUGCUUAAAUCCUGUUUUACAAGGCACCCGUCUAUUUAGGGUCUUAAAUACCGGUUUUAAUGCAGAUGAAGUGCAUUAUCACUGACAGUGCUGCAUGCCCAUGACUUACGGUAGACCCUGGUUGGCUGGGAGGGGGGUGAUCACAUGAUCAUGUUAAUUAUAAUGCAGUAGAGGAGGAGGGAUUGGGGUCACAUGAUCACUGUAGUUGUGCUGGGCUGUGUGAAGUUGACCACUGGCCCCAGAAAUGCGACUGUUUUUAAUGAAAUUCCUACUGUGCCGUGCUGCACUAUAUCCUAAAACGUGGUAAGUUUGCAGUGACCGACUGUUCAGCUGUGGCAAUCAUUUGGGUCUUGUCCUUUAACAAGUUUUGGAAAUGGUUCAAGAAGAGCCCCCGUCUUACUCUGCCAUUUGAGUGGGUGAGCACAAGGGACUGUGGGUAACGAUGUUAGCUGUGCAGGGAUACUAAUGGUCGACAGAGGAGGACCCUGUGAAGCUCUAACAGUCUGCAUGGCACCCCCACACUGGCAUGGACUUUUUAAGGUACUUUUAUGUUAAAACACAUUUUGUUCCUUAAAGGGAUUUUUUAAUGUGUGAGGUUUGUAAAGUUCAUUGAACAUCAGUACAGUAUAACAUUAUUUAUAAAUUAGGUGUGUAGUUCUGCGCUAACCAGCCUGUCAAGCGGAGGGUGAGGUGGAGUUGUCUCAACUGCCUGUAUCAUUAAUCCUUCUUUGUGAACUUUAAUAUAAUCAUGUGAGAGUGAAGGAACGUGGCUGACCUUCUGUCCCAUGUGGGGUUUUUUUUUUUUUUUUUUUUUUGUGAGUUUUCAGUUUAUACUCCAAGGUCAAACAUUUAUAUGGUUGUGAAGUUACGUCACUCCUUUGUUUCAUUACUUUGGUCUGUCUGGCUGGUGUAAAAUCGACUUUUCUCAACGCUGGUAACGAGACAUGAACUAUAAAACACAACAGCUAUGAAAUCUAUGCAGACGUGUAAGAGGUGCUGACUAAGUGUGGACUAACUGGGGGGAUUCGGGUGUCCCGGAGACGAGAUGCUGGGUCUGAUGGAACUCCACACGUGGUUUGACUUCUCAUGUUUUGCUGUUUUAAACAGAUGUAAAAUUCAAAACUGAAAUGACUACUUAACAGUUCUGUUUGUAUAUUGGAAGGCAAUACCUGUAGUUUAAAUAAACUUUAUUGGUACUUUUCUCCUUCCUCUUGUCGAAGCCAUUGAGUGUGAGUUUAGAGCAGUCCCCAAGCUGAGUUGUGACAGAAUGUGGUACAGAGGCCGC
Messenger RNA from Scleropages formosus (Asian bonytongue), 4865 nucleotides. RefSeq names its product sortilin-like. Lineage: Eukaryota; Metazoa; Chordata; Actinopteri; Osteoglossiformes; Osteoglossidae. Gene Ontology annotation, molecular function: protein binding. Gene Ontology annotation, biological process: endocytosis; Golgi to endosome transport; vesicle organization. Gene Ontology annotation, cellular component: membrane; Golgi apparatus. The coding region runs from base 309 to 2816 and encodes 835 amino acids. The transcript is spliced from 20 exons. The record is from RefSeq and is a predicted model, not a curated record.